CGUCCUAUCAUUCUGCCUUGAAUUAAGUAAAGAAAGAAAAAAAAAGGCUUUCGGACUGAAGCGGACUUAAAAGAGCCGGCUCUUUGGACCGGCUCGUUCGUGACCAACACAUCACUACUCCCUUAGCAACCAGCAUGGCAACCAGACGCUCCUGCCUAGUGGACACACACUGAUGAACAAACAUUGCUGAGCUCAGAUGAGUUUGUUUGAGCAGCUGGUUUUAUGUAAUUCGUCGUGAAAAAAGAGUAUUAAUAUUGUCUGUCAUGCAAGAUUGAAUUUGCUAACCGUUCCAGUAUCUGCGUUAUCUAGCUAGCUUAGUUAGUUAGAGUAACUAAGAGGCUAGUGAAGUUAGCAUGAAUGUGAGGCGACAUUUAUUAUUUGUGUGUUUUGCUCACUUACUAACCUCAGCUAUUUAUCUGGCAGCCUAGUUGUCAUGGCUUUUUCUUUACUCUCCCAAACGAACAGACAAUUAGUAGAAUCAAGCAGGGUAUAUAUAGCAGCAUUAUAAGGGCAAAUUAAAGACUUUACUUAAAGUUAUCUCAGUAAAUUCCAACACAGAAAAGUGAUGACACAGAGUGAGAAACAGACUCACCGCGGGGACGAGGAGGUGGUCAAAGAACUGUGCAUGGCCAAUGGAGUGUCCUAUGAAAAAAUUGCACAAGAAGGAAGCAACGUCAGCUCCCUGGAGAUCUUCUUCAAUGGUUUUCCCCGCAUGGUUGGGCUUUCCUUCUUCCCGAGGCUCUGCCAGCUGACCAUAGUGGGCCAGGAUAUAAAACACAUUGAGGGACUUGAGUUCUGUCCUCUGCUUCAGGAGCUCUGGGUAGUCCAGUGCCACCUGACAGGAAUAUCUGGACUGCAGGAUUGUCUACAACUAGAGAAACUUUACCUUUAUGAUAAUCAGAUCUGUGAAAUGGAGGAUUUAAAUUUGCAGAUCAACCUAGAAGUCUUGUGGCUCAACAACAACUGCAUAACUGAGAUACAGGGCUUGAACUUUCUUCAAAACCUAAAAGAACUGAACCUUGCUGACAACAGUAUUGAAAAGAUUGGGCAUAGCCUUGAUCCUAAUGUCAGCCUUCAGAAUCUUAAUCUGUCGGGGAACAAGAUCAGCUCCUUUAAGGAGCUCACCCUCCUCGCCCGCUUACCCCAUCUGAGAGAACUGGCACUGAAGGACCCCACGUCAACCCCAAACCCAGUGUGUCUGCUGUGUAACUACGCCACACACGUUCUUUACCACAUGCCAGGCCUCCAGCGACUUGACACCUACGACGUCAUGAGCAAGCAAGUCAAGGAAGCAGCCGAGUCCACAGUAAUGAAGAAAAUGAUGUACUACAACAUGCGUAUACGUACUGCUCAGAGGAACCUGGCAGAGAUUCGGCUCAUUCUGAUAGAGAGGAAGAAAACUAUGUUGCAGUUGCCUGAAGAAUGCAUCAAAACACUCAACCAUGCCCUCAAGAGUCUUGAACGUGAGCUCUCCAAGGUGCCGGCUGGUUGUAAGAAGUCUGCCUGCACGUUGGAGGACGAAUCGACACACCCGGUUGAAGGUUCAACUGACAGAGGUUACCCAACCACUGACAUCAGUCGCGAUCCCGCCAUGGAUCACAAAAUACACAGCAAGAUUGAAGCACUGAGGGAGAGACUGGUGCUGUGGACGAGGAGGCUGGAUGAGAUUGAAGCCUGGUAUGAGCGGAGUUUGACGCAAGCCGCAAACAUGAAGGAAUAUACCAUCCAGUUUCUGUUGAUGGAGCUAGAAAGUGUUGGAAAUAUUCGUUUGGAAGAGGGCUCCUCCACAGACCCUUGGUUUACUUCCUGUUGCGACCUCCUGCAUUCCCGCUUCUCUCAUUCAGACUUUAAGGUUCACAGCAUCACUGGCAUUAAGAUCAAUAGAGUUAUCCGCAUCCACAACAGCGCUUUGAGGCUUCGCUUUGAUGACAAACUUCACACCCUUCUAGCCAGCCAAGAGUCUGCUAUGUCUUCCCACAGGAAUUACAGACGUCGACUGGAUCACUUGUUCUACGUAGCUGACCCUGAAAAAAAUAGUGAGAAGGAAAACAUUUUGUGCAUUCUAGAGGAAGGCUUCAAAACAGCCAAACAAUAUGAGGCCUCAGAUAGAGAGGGUGCUAUACCUUUAUCCAACAGCCUGAGUGUGACGGAACAGCCCAGAAUUGAACACGCACUGCGAAGCGAUUCCAGUACAGACACAAUCCCCUUCAGGCACGGUCAGAUUAUCGUUGCCAAAGUGUUUGUCGGCCAAAGCGCGCCUAUCCAAGAGGGAGACCCGUUGGACAGAAGCAGAUAUCCCAGAGUUUUGUCUGUGUUUCACAAUGUGGACUUGAAGCACAGAACUACAAUAAGUGAAGAGAGACCCCGCUCCACCAAAACACACACUGGUCCUGAGUGCAGUCCCAGACGAAGACAAUGGUUUGUGUUUGACCAUGAGCUUGUCCUGCCUGAGUACGUCAUUUAUUUUGAAUACAACACCACCAAGGAUCAGGAACAACCACACAGCACAGGAGAAGAUAGUCCGUCCAACGAUAUCAUCCUAGACAGGGAGGUCCUCAACAUGGAGCCUGUGCUGAAACCGCAGCCCAAGUUGUUGAGCUUGGAUGACAAAAUUCUGCUUCAUGUGGCCAGAGCCAAUGUCCUCAGUCAAAUCACUGUGCUGAACCUUCAUGGCAACAGUCUGAGUAAAAUAAAGGAGAUUUCCCGCCUCACAGCUCUGCGGCAUCUUACCAUCAGCUUCAAUGAGUUCACACAUCUGGAUGACAUUUCUCACAUGCCCAACCUUGAGUUUCUGGACGCUAGCUAUAAUCGCUUAGAGACCCUGGAGGGGCUGAGGAGGUUGGGACAGCUCAAACAGCUCGACCUGCGCUGGAACAAGUUGACCAAGGUCAGAGAGGAUACGGCUGUGCUGAGAAAACACACGCCUGCUCUGCUGAAGCUCGACACCCGAUACAACCCCUGGAACAGGUCCGAAGCAGUCAGAGCGACCAUACUGGGUCGUCUAACAACCCUCACACACCUGGACGAUAUGAUGGUAGCAGAGGAGGAGGCUGCUUAUGCUGUUCAGAUGGCUGCUGGAUCUAAAAUUAACCAGGCGUCUCUUCUGGCUCACUCACGCACGAACAGCGACCGUCCCCGCAGUCUCAGCCUGCUGUCAACAGCCCAGCUCCUAUGUCCUCUCAGUCCUGCACCCUGGGGCGUCAACCGAGAGCUAGAGCCAGACUGGACUGCAAAGAUCACUGCCCUGAACCUUGACAGCCAGAGGAUUUCCAAACUGAUCAAUCUGAAUAAGCUGGUCAACCUUCGCUGGGCGUCCUUUAAUGAUAACGACAUUUCUAAAGUGGAGGGUCUUGACAGCUGCUUGAAGCUGGAGGAGCUUUCCCUCAACAACAACAGCAUAAGCACUCUCAAUGGCCUGCCAAAACUGCAUUGCCUAAAUAAACUGAGUCUAGAUGGGAAUCAACUGUCUAGUCUGGAUGCCUCAGUCCUGGACCAGCUGCCUAACCUGUCCUUUAUGUCUGUGGAGAACAACUGCAUCAGCUCCCUGCAUGGCAUCCAGAGAGCUCGCUCCCUUCUUGAGCUCUGCAUUGGCAACAACCAAAUUUCUACAUCACGAGACAUCUACUAUCUGAAGGGAUUGACAAACCUCAUCAUUCUGGAUCUUUAUGGGAAUCCUUUAGUGGAGAAACUGGAAAACUAUCGGAUUUAUGUGGUUUUCCACCUACCCUCCCUGAAAGCUCUGGAUGGCAUUGCAGUGGAGGCAACUGAGUGUGAAAGUGCAAAGGAUAUGUUUGGAGGAAGAUUAACCCCUGACAUGGUAGCAGAGAAGCUGGGCCACUCAAACUACACAGACAUCACUUACCUCACCCUGCAGUCCUGCUCCAUUAGGACGGUUGAUCUGUCUCCAGCAGACCUGUUCUGUGGCCUGCGCAGUGUCAACUUAGACCACAACAACCUCACCUCUUUCUCAGGCCUCAUUUACCUGCCCAACAUCAAAGCUCUGUGUCUGAACAACAACCACAUUGAGUCCAUCCUGCCCAGACAGAAGACUCAGGCUCUUCUGACAAACAGACAGAUACUGUACAGCAAAGUCCACUCCAGCGGUUACGGCCAACAAAGCCCAUCCAAAGUCAAAGGGGAAACUGGGCCCAUUGGCAGUCUGGAGCCACUGAUGGGCAGCCUGGAGGUGCUACAUUUGAGUCACAAUGGCAUCUCCAAUAUGGCCAAUCUGCAGCUCAGCAGGCUCACCAAUCUUAAAGCACUCUUCCUUCAAGGUAAUGAGAUCAGCCAGGUGGAAGGAUUGGAGGGGCUUCACCAGCUCAGAGAGCUUGUGUUAGACAGGAACCGGAUCAAAGCUCUGGCCGACAACUCUUUCAUAGCCCAGAACGUCCUGCUAGAACUGCACCUAGCGGAGAACCGGAUCCGGGAGCUCAACCAUCUAGAUCCUUUGACUGAGCUCCGUAAGCUCUUUCUUGGCAUGAACAAGCUGCAGGACGUCACAGAGCUUGACAAAUUGGAAGUUCUCCCUUCGCUGACGGAGCUCUCUGUGGUUGGCAAUCCUGUGGCCAAACAUUCUCUCCACAGACCAGCGAUAGUGCUGCGUCUGUCCCAGUUGCAGGUCCUGGAUGGAGUGACGGUCACCCUGGAGGAAAGGACCAGGGCUGAACUCUUCAGUGUCGAUCCAUCAGAUACACUGGUGUAUCCUCGCUUAUAGCUCCUCCGGCAAGCCUCCUCGCUCCUAGCUCCUAGCUCCUCGUUCCUCGAGAUGCAUUUGAGGAAUUGGGAUGUCCUUCAAGAUGGUUUGCUGAGAUCGAGGAGAGCAUUGGAGGGACCUCGGUUAAUAACAUGUUUGUGGGCUUAGUAAUAAGGUUAGUUUGCAGUAAAGGAAUAUUUCAUUCCAACACUCUCUCACUCUACUUCCCUCUUUGUAUGAACUACAUAUGAACAAAAACCUUGUCUGUGUUAAAAGUUCAUAAUCAGGUAAGUCCAUCUGAAAGAGUCAAAAUGUCAACAACCAAAUCGCAGCCACCAAAAAAAAUGGAAAAGCCUGGAUCAAACUCUUUCAGUCUGACUGAUUUGAUGUUCAUGUAAUGAGAGACCAGGGCUGUAAUUCUCCUGCAGCUCUGAAUUAAAAGCAGCCUAAGCCUGCUGGCAUCAUCCUGCUGAUUAGAUGAAAUGUGCCCGGCCGAUAAUGCACCAGUGGAUUUACCCCCUAUUAGCCAGGUCAACGCGACCCCCUCUGCUUGUUAAUCGUAGAUGUGGACAGAGCAGAGAUCCUGGGUUUUCUCAUUAAAAACACAAACUCGAACCUCCCCCUAUUGACUCUCAUAGCUGCCAUCUCGGUUGUCACUGUCAAUUUAUGCCUGGGCCUCUGCUUUUGUUUGAAUUUGAACAUUGUUAUUGAUGAGUAAAAAUUACUAUUCCCCUAUAAGAUGCUUAUAUAUGUGGAACAAUAAGCAAUCUAAUCACCGAUCCCCUGACAAGUGUGUAGGAAGCAGUGGUCAUAGGAAGGUAGAGAAACUGUUUAGGAUGCAAAGACAUUGAGUUGGCCUUGAAGUCAUACAUUAUCUGAGUAUCUGCUUACUGUAUGUUUUUUAAUCCUGUCCUGGAGUCUUUCUUCUGUAUUCCU
Molecule: messenger RNA, 5629 nt
Organism: Sebastes umbrosus (honeycomb rockfish)
Lineage: Eukaryota; Metazoa; Chordata; Actinopteri; Perciformes; Sebastidae
Gene: lrrc9
Product: leucine rich repeat containing 9
Exons: 30
Coding region: 566-4714 (1382 amino acids)
Molecular function (GO): protein binding
Source: RefSeq, a predicted model, not a curated record